AUGCUGUUUCAGUCCCUGCUUUCAACCAGCAUGAAUUUUUCAAAUACUCUUCUCGGUGGCUCAUCUGCUGAGAAUGCUGUGGCGAUAUCGGCCUUGAAGGAAGCCAGCUCGCCCAGCAAGCAUGUGAGGCUAGGCAUCGCGCGGACUUUUGACGACAUUAAGCAUGCAAACAAUCAUAAACGGCCUGAAUCAAGUUCAAGGAGAACGAAAGCAUGCUCUAAUGCUGGUGAUGAUCAAUCACGUCCUGUGGCAACUCGAAGGGGCGAUCUCGAUGAAGACGAGGACUCUGAAACCUUGGGAAAACUUGUAGACUGGAAGACGGAGGACGAAAUCAAGCCACUUUGGAGCAGUCAGAGGAAUUACGGGACGUUCACACGCACUUAUCUGCACUACAGUGCGUCAGCUAUGGCUUCUGUUGACGUAAACCGUAGUCAGCCAACCAAAUCUCCAGAGCCUGGGGCGAAAUCGACGGAUGUGAAAGUGACGUCACAUGAACAGCCUACCAACAGAUCUACCUCCAACUCAGACUCGAACUUCAUCAUGCACAAUGUUUCUCGCGACGACACCCUAUCAGCCCUUGCGCUGAAGUACCGAGUUACUGUCAAUGACAUCAUGCGAGCGAACGGGAUGACAGGAUCUUCUCAGAGUUCCUUGCUUGUUCGAAAGUCUUUGAAGAUUCCAGCGGCAUUCGGAAAUAUUCCGCGAUUGAAUUCUGCUGUCACAUAG
Molecule: messenger RNA, 726 nt
Organism: Guillardia theta CCMP2712
Lineage: Eukaryota; Cryptophyceae; Pyrenomonadales; Geminigeraceae
Exons: 3
Coding region: 1-726 (241 amino acids)
Source: RefSeq, a predicted model, not a curated record